Messenger RNA from Protopterus annectens (West African lungfish), 4541 nucleotides. It is a transcript of the gene DENND5A, whose product is annotated as DENN domain containing 5A. Gene Ontology annotation, molecular function: small GTPase binding; guanyl-nucleotide exchange factor activity. Bases 180 to 4124 code for a protein of 1314 amino acids. Lineage: Eukaryota; Metazoa; Chordata; Ceratodontiformes; Protopteridae. The record is from RefSeq and is a predicted model, not a curated record. The transcript has 24 exons.
CACGCGCAGACGCAUUCAUUACAGCUCCAUCCGAGGAUGCUGGAGAGCAACUGUAUGAUGCCCACCCACAAGGCUAUGCGCACCGUGCCUGUGGAAUCCAUGAUGGCAAGUUGGAGCUUAGUCGCUGCUGCUGUCCAGCCGAGGGGGCUGUGGCUGUUGUUCUUCUGACCUGCCCCGCCAUGAGCAACACCAGCGCGGCUCCUUGCCGCUUCGCCGACUACUUUGUCAUCAGUGGGUUGGACACGGAGAGCGGACUUGAGCCCGACGAACUGUCCGCUUUAUGCCAGUACAUACAGGCUUCUAAGGCUCGAGAUGGCGUUGGCCGUUUUAUUUCCAGUACAGCUGAAGGGGAGAAUUUUGAGCAGAGUCCACUGAGAAGAACCUUUAAGUCCAGAGUUCUUGCUCAUUUCCCCGAAAAUGUGGAGUGGAAUCCUUUUGAUCAGGAUGCUGUGGGAAUGCUUUGUAUGCCAAAAGGGCUUUCCUUUAGAACACAAGCUGACUCCAGGGAUCCUCAGUUCCAUUCUUUUAUCAUCACACGUGAAGAUGGUUCCCGGACGUUUGGAUUUGCAUACACAUUUUAUGAAGAGGUUACAAGCAAACAGAUCUGUACUGCAAUGCAGACGCUGUAUCACAUGCAUAAUGCUGAACAGUAUGACAUUCUCCAUACUACUUCUACAAACUGUAAAGAAGAAAACUCCAGCUUGGGAGACUGCCCUGCUUCCAUAUCAAAAUUACAGCGGUUUAAUUCAUAUGAUAUUAGCAGGGACACAUUGUACGUCUCCAAGUGCAUUUGUCUUAUAACUCCAAUGUCUUUUGUGCAAGCCUGUAAGAAAGUUCUUGAACAACUCCAUCAAGCUGUAACCUCACCUCAGCCACCUCCACUGCCCUUGGAAAGUUACAUUUACAAUAUCCUUUAUGAGGUUCCCCUUCCACCAGCUGGAAGAUCUUUAAAGUUCUCAGGAGUGUAUGGACCAGUUGUUUGUCAAAGGCCAAGCACCUCUGAGCUUCCACUUUUUGACUUUCCAAUUAAAGAAGUGAUUGAGUUAUUAGGCCUAGAAAAUGUCGUGCAGUUGUUUACGUGUGCACUGCUGGAAUUUCAGAUACUGCUUUAUUCACAACAUUACCAGCGAUUAAUGACCGUGGCAGAGACCAUCACAGCACUCAUGUUCCCAUUUCAGUGGCAGCAUGUUUAUGUCCCCAUUCUCCCAGCCUCUCUCCUUCAUUUCCUGGAUGCUCCUGUUCCUUACCUCAUGGGGUUGCACUCCAAUGGGCAGGAUGACCGGUCCAAACUUGAACUGCCACAGGAGGCAAACCUCUGUUUUGUGGAUAUUGACAACCAUUUCAUUGAAUUGCCCGAGGACUUACCUCAGUUUCCAAAUAAACUAGAAUUCAUUCAGGAGAUUUCUGAGGUCCUAAUGGCUUUUGGAAUUCCGCCAGAGGGAAACCUACACUGCAGUGAAAGUGCCUCUAAACUGAAGAGUCUCAGGUUAAGUGACGUUGCAUCUGAUAAAAGAAAUGGGAACAUUGCAGGUUCUCCUUUGAACUCUUACGAACUGCUAAAAGAGAAUGAAACAAUAGCACGACUUCAGGCUCUUGUGAAAAGGACUGGUGUUACUUUAGAAAAGCUGGAAGUGAAGGAGGAAGCCAGCAAUAAUAAAAAUGUUAAGGUGCAUUGUGAUGAGGAGGAAAUGAAAAUGCACCAGCUCAAUAUUCAAGUCCGUGAAGUCUUUGUGAACCGCUUUAUUCAGAUGUUCGCAGACUAUGAAGUGUUUGUUAUUCAGCCAAGUCAGGACAAGGAGUCCUGGUUCACCAACAGGGAGCAGAUGCAGAACUUUGACAAAGCCUCUUUUCUGUCUGAUCAGCCUGAACCUUACUUGCCUUUCCUCUCAAGGUUCCUGGAGACACAGAUGUUUGCUUCAUUUAUUGACAUGAAAAUCAUGUGCCAUGAUGAAGAGAAGGAUCCUGUUCUAAGGGUAUUUGAUUCCAGAGUAGAAAAAAUUAGAAUGCUGAAUGUGAGGACUCCAACCCUACGAACGUCAAUGUAUCAAAAGUGCACUACCGUCGAAGAAGCUGGUACACUGAUUAAAAAGAGGUUUGAACAUUUUGAUUUGUUAGCCCCAGUACCUCAUGCCAUUGGACGUGAUAACUAUAAAGAUCAUCUCAAGAAGGCCAUUGAGUUGAGGCUGUCGAAGAUAGAUCAUACAGCCAUCCACCCUCACUUGCUAGAUAUGAAGAUUGGUCAGGGAAAGUAUGAACCUGGAUUUUUUCCUAAACUGCAGUCCGAUGUGCUAUCUACUGGACCAGCUAGCAACAAGUGGACAAAGAGAAAUGUGCCAGCACACUGGCGACGAAGGGACAAGCAAAAGCAGCACACUGAGCACUUGAGGCUCGACAAUGACCAGAGAGAGAAAUACAUACAAGAAGCACGAAGUCUAGGUAGUACCAUUAGACAGCCAAAGCUUUCUAACCUGUCUCCAUCAGUAAUAGCCCAGACAAACUGGAAAUUUGUUGAAGGACUGCUAAAGGAGUGUCGAAACAAGACUAAAAGGAUGCUGGUGGAAAAGAUGGGUCGAGAGGCAGUAGAACUAGGUCAUGGUGAGGUCAACAUAACAGGUGUUGAAGAGAAUACCUUAAUUGCUAGCUUAUGUGAUCUCUUGGAGAGGAUUUGGAGUCAUGGCCUUCUAGUUAAGCAGGGCAAAUCUGCUUUGUGGUCUCACUUGCUGCAUUAUCAAGAAAAGAUUGAGAAGAAGGAAAUCACAGAAGGUGACCUGAGCAUUCCAGGACUGAUCCAUGAUUCAGAACGAAGAAGGUCUGACACUAGCCCUGUAAUGCUGCCCCUCAAGGUUUCUCUUAUUCAGGACAUGAGGCAUAUCCAGAAUAUUGGUGAAAUUAAAACAGAUGUGGGCAAAGCAAGGGCUUGGGUACGUUUAUCCAUGGAGAAAAAGCUACUUUCAAGGCAUUUGAAGCAACUGUUAUCUGAUCAGCCCCUCACAAAGACAUUAUAUAAGAGAUAUGCCUUUCUUCGAUGUGAUGACGAAAAGGAGCAGUUUCUUUACCAUCUUCUCUCAUUUAAUGCUGUUGAUUACUUCUGCUUUACAAAUGUUUUCACAACAAUUAUGAUCCCUUACAAUGUGCUGAUUGUAGCCAGUAAGAAGUUUGGUGGUUCCAUGUUUACGGCAAAUCCUUGGAUCUGCAUCUCAGGAGAACUGGGAGAAACAGGGAUACUACAGAUACCCAGAAACACUUUGGAGAUGACCUUUGAGUGCCAGAACUUGGGAAAGCUUACUACAGUACAGUUGGGGCAUGAUAACUCUGGACUGUAUGCAAAGUGGCUGGUAGAAUGUGUAAUGGUCAGAAAUGAAAUAACUGGACACGCUUACAAGUUUCCAUGUGGUAGGUGGCUUGGAAAAGGAGUGGAUGAUGGGAGCUUAGAACGGAUCUUAGUUGGAGAGCUUGCAAGUUACAGUGCAGAAGUGGAUGAACGACCAUGCAGGACACCACCAAUGCAACAGUCCCCUAGCAUGAUCAGGCGAUUAGUAACUAUCUCACCAAACAGUAGACCAAAGUUAAACACAGGCCAGAUACAAGAGAGUGUUGGAGAAGCCAUCAAUGGAAUUGUGAAGCACUUUCAUAAGCCUGAAAAGGAGAGAGGUAGCCUAACAUUGCUAUUAUGUGGGGAAUGCGGACUGGUUUCAGCUUUGGAACAGGUAUUUCAGCAUGGGUUCAGGUCCCCUCGACUCUUCAAAAACAUGUUCAUCUGGGACUAUCUAGAGAAGGUACAGAUGUAUUAUGAAAGCCUUGAUCAGACUGAAAUAGCCCAAGAAGAAAAUUGGCAGACAAGAGCAAGAGACUUCUGUCGAUUUCUCAGCGCUGUUAACGGCAGUCCAAGGAACAUUGGAAAAGAUGGGAAGUUUCAGCUGCUGGUCUGUUUGGGAGCAAGGGACCAUUUGUUGCAUCACUGGAUUGCCCUUCUGGCUGAUUGUCCAAUCACUUCACAAAUGUACGAUGAUACAGCCCUGAUAAAGGACCAUACACUUGUCAAUUCCCUUAUCCGAGUACUACAGACUUUGCAGGAGUUUAACAUUACACUGGAGACUUCUAUUGUAAAAGGAAUUGACAUUUAACCUGUCUUAAAAGGAUCAGAGAGCAGCACAGAAAAAGAUUUUGCUAUAAAUUGAUCUAUUUCCAUGUUUUGGUUUUGUAAACUUCUUUAAAGGAGAGUACUUUAAAAGGAAUGGGAUACCAAGAUUUAUACAGUCAUCGGGAUAUACUGCAACAGAGUCACCUGUUCUUUUCCACACUUUCUUCCUGAAAGGAGCCUUGGUAGCUUUGUAUGGCUUAUUUUAAGCUACAGGAUUGCCACAGAGUGUGAACUGAGCCUAUUCAGUAAGCUGUGAAUCCUACUUCUGCUACUACCCUGACUGAAGACAGCGCACAUUUCUGUUACAGUCCAAGACGUUCUAACUCUAGUAUAUCAUUGUGCUGCAUUUGUUACAAGCUUGUUGUUUUUUUUUUUCAUUAAAUUCAGUAUUAUUAUUCUA